ACGUUGUACACAACGUACGCUAUGCGAGCGACUUUGCACACGAACGUACGCGUAGCAUGCAUUGCAUAGCAGUUCGUUCGGCGGGAUGUCACAUCGAAAAGCGAUCUGAAGUGUACAUGAAAGUGCCUUUUGUUUCCAAGCAGAUCUCUUCUCCGACAAUUUUUCCAUCAGUUUUCUUGUCUUCAUUAUUAUUUCUUUUCAUUCAAGCACAGCUUGGAUAACGCCGUAGACAAAAUGGAUCAACCUCAAAAAUCGUCGCAGUCCGCCCUCGCAUUUCAGCUCGUGACGGAACUGACCAGUCUUGUCGAUGAAACAACCUUCACUAAAAGAAUGGCAGUGCUGCGGGACAUCAAAGAUGCUUGGGAGAAGAAUAUCGAGGUUACCGUAGUAACAGAGGAAGACAGUUUUGGUUAUGGUGAGCAAAUGCACCUGGACGAUGCUGAUGAGGUGCAAAUGGGGCCAGGAGAUUUCAACUUGGACUACUUUGAAGAGAAGCCAGAAUACCUACGAGGUCGUCCAGACACAGAGCCCUUGGUUGAUGAAGAGGUGGGGAAUAAAAGAGGACAGGUAAAAGAAAAGAAAUUGAGCCGUGCAGGGACACUGCAACCAGGUUCCUUCGCGAAAUCUGUAAGAGAAGAUAAUGGUUUUGAUGGCAAAGAUACAGGGAACGUCAGCACUCCGCAAAGCGCGGGUAAGACCAGACCCAUCGGUGCGUCGCCAAAAAGAAAGACACCGACGGUAUUACCGAGGAAUUUUCCUUGUCUUUUUUGCUCAAAACAAUUCAUGCACGAGGGCCAUUUAAAAAAACACAUUUUGAAACACAGCGAAGACUUAUCCUGUAAAAUCUGUGGCAAAAAGUUUAGUACAGUUAAAGCAAAAAGUUCACAUGCAAAGACCCAUUUAAACCAGAAUAUGUCGAAUACAAAUCCGAAAAAGCUCCAAUCCCAAAAACAACCAAAAUGUCCGAAGUCCCAGUCUAAGGCACCACAGCCCACGCAUCUCACACCUGGUACUUACACAGCACAGGAGGAACAAAUUGCUCAUGCUAGCACUUCAAAUCCUCCCACAAGUCCUGGAGUAAAUCAGUAUCACGGUGAUACAUGCGAGGUGAAGCAAGAGGAGUCAAACCUCACUGUUACAGGCGGUGUCGUCAUUGAAGCUUCUCCUUCUAGUGUUUCCUCCAAGACUCAUCGAUCUGGUAUCAAGCAAAAGUAUCGCUGCAAGUACUGCAGUGUGAGUUUGUCUUCCUCAUCUCGUCUUCUGUAUCAUGAGAGCCUCCACCUCAAAGAUCCUUUAAAGAUCCGCAAAAUGGGCAAAAAGAUGCCCUCGGGUAGACACUUACCCGGACCCUCACAGAGGCAGAUACAGAAGAAGAAAUUUCCAAAAAGCAUGCCAGCUAAGAGAACAAUGGCGCCCCAGAAGGAGGACCUCUUUAAAUGUCAAUACUGUAGGAAGCUAUACUUCACGAGAGAAUCAUCCCUCAACAAACAUCUGAAUGAUAUGCAUCCAGAGAUGAUCCCUGGAUUGGAGAGGACUGAUGCUGCCAGGCCCACAGGCCGCAAAGUGGUAGAAACUUUACAAAUCCAAAACCUCAAAACAGAAGUAUCCUAUGCCAGCCUAACGCGUAAAGCGGCACCUGCAAACACUCCCAAUGCAAGCGCUAGCCCCAUGUAUAAUACAAGCUCCGUGCAAAAAGGUCCAAAAAUGGCCGGCACAGGCCAAAUCAGCAAUGUGGCCAAAGCAAAGAAAAACCUAAGUCCCACAGUGUCCGGUGCAAGUACAAGCCAGUUCCAAAUUGCCAAUAAUGCACCAAAAAGCCAUAGCCAACUAGUGACCAGUUUGGGAAGCCCAAUCAGACAAACUGCCCAGCAGAAGUCUCCAAGCAUGUCUGAUCUUAGAAGCCCAAGCAAGCAGAAAUCCCACAUCAAGCACAGCUCAAAGAGUUCAGAUGCGCCAUCAGUCUCGGGGACUGGUAAUAAACAGGAAAAGUCUUAUCCGUGUCGCUACUGCGACAAAGUAAGCAAAAGUCGGCGUCUAAUCAUUGAGCAUGAAAGGCAGCACACGGGUGAGAGACCAUACCCUUGCAAAUGUGGCAAGGCAUUCACUUCUGUUAGUUCUUUAAGAAAUCACCAGAGGCGUAAUUGCGCACUAAGGGGUCAAGCCGAUUCAAUGCCAGCCAAUUCUCAACAGAAUUACGAGUCAAGGACUGUUGUGACCCGAGUCGAGUCGAGUCAUGUUGAAGAAAUGCGUAGUCGAAUCGAAUCGAAUUAAAUAUCUAGCUGGAGGUAAUUCGCGUCACGAAUAUUUGAACACAAUACAAUAAACACAAGAGAGAGAUUAAUUUGUAUCACUAACAGUUGACAAGAGGUGAAACUUCGGUCUUACGAGGUAUCUGGGUCUAGGAUUGUUUCCUGUGAAUUGAAAAAAGGUCAUGUCCCACAAAUCAUGAAAUCCAGAAUUUGUUUGAAUUAUUUUUGAGGUUUUAAGAGUCAGCAGCAGGGAAAAAAUACAACCAAAAAAUCAGCUGGAAUAAUUCAUUAGGUCCCAAGAAGCAUGUGUAGGGAGACCAAGUGCGCCCUCAGUUGUUGUUCGUUCAAAAGUUUGGCAAGGUGAUUUGCAUAGUGUGACCUUUGUGCUUCCCGCGCAAAGGCAACUUGUAACACGUUUUCUUCUGUGGGCUUCGACCAGAGAAGACCGACAAAAAUUGUCUCCAAAAAUUAUCUCCUUUUGUAGGGGGCAUGGCUCCUGCGAAAUAUAUCACUCUGGAGGGAAAUUUCAUAGAAAGUUCCCAGUGAGUAUCUUGCUGUGUCUCAUCAUUUUGUGAGAGAAAUGAGACAUCUUUCGUUGCAUUGUAAGUUUUGCAUUAUAGUGUGUAGCGUACAUACAGCCAUGUGUUGAACUUUGACACGCACAUUGUAUUUACUUUGACAUUUCAUUGUGCAUAGGGGCUUUUGCUUGAAGUGUUGUUAGAAUAAAUGUAUUUUAGUUCAGGAUAUCAUAGUUGUCAUUUCAUCAUAAACUGUAUAGUUUGCAUGAACACUCGUCCGCUUUAAUUAGAGGACCGUUCCUCCUUCCUUCCCCCUUAAUUGACGUGGAAGCUGGUCCACUUCAAAUGGCGUCGUAGACAGGAUUGAGUGUUCUGAUUUAUUCCUCCAAGAUGUCUACUCGCCUUCAAAUGGCGUCGUAGACAGGAUGGAGUGUUCAACAUUGCCUUGAACGUUUUAGUGACGACGCUGGUCCGGAUGUAUUUUGUGCCGGACUUUAGAUUUUCUCCUGCAAAGUGAACUUAUAAGUUCGCUUCCGCGUUUUUAUUCGCUUUACCGUUUUUAACUUUCGCGAAACUAUGGACAUGAUGGUGACCAUCUGAUUCGUGCCUCGCCUUGCAGCGAAGGACUUCACCGCCAACUGAGUGUUGAUUACAUUAUGUGCUGUGUAAUUUUAAUUGUCAAAUUAUGAUUUGUAGAAUUGUGCUUAAUACAUGUUAUUUGACCAUUUGGUAUCCAAGCUUUGUAGAUCUGUUCAAUUUUUAGGCAGUUAAAAAAAUUAUUUUAAAUUGUAGGUUGCUAAUUUUAGUGUAGCUGCUAAGUGGAAUAUUUUGUCAGCAAUUUUGUAGUUUGGUGUAGUAUUUGAAAUAUUUGUACUCACCGAUUUAUGGGAUAUGUUUUAUAUAGCCUUUUGAGUGAGAUUUUGUUGUCUGGCAAUUUCACCAUGCAGUCUGCCGUUUAUAGGACCAUUUUCAGAAAAUGUGUUUAUAUGAAACAUUGGAAAUUCUCUUUUCCGAUUGUUGCCCUUAGCACUAUUAGGCCAAAAAAAGUCUCCGGUUUCUGGUAAGGAGCUUGCCCCAAAAGUGGUGCGGCGACGCGGCUUUUUUUUUUUUUUACCUGAUUUUUUUGCUUCAAAUGUAGGCUGAUUACUGCAAAUAGUGCCCUACUAAACUUAGUGCAAAUAAUUAUAUGGGAGUCCAGAGGGGCCACAUAAAGCUUAUUCUCGACCAUAACCCAAUCUAAAAACACGUUAAAAUUGUGCAGCAGCAGGAUUCCAGUCAAACCAGUGAGUUUGGCGGUUUUGAGACAUCAUCUUUCAUUAAAAAAAACUUUUUCAUUUUGCCGACGCGCAUGGCUACGGCGACGCGCGCGCAUACCAGAAACCGGGGACUUUUUGGGGGGCCUUACUGACGGGUGUUGCUCCUUCAAGUUUAGCUGUACUUGUCUGGAUGUUAUUAUUAUGUUUCCUAGCCUGAUGCUGGUUAAGGAUGUUGUAGUUGGUUGAUGAGUUGUCCAACUUUUUGUCCUCCAUUGUGGGUGAGAUUUUUUAUUAUUCCGCUAUGCAGUCUAUGUUGGGAUGCACUGAUUUUUUGUAGUGAUUGAAAAAAAUUCAAUUCGAUUUGAUUUGAUUCGAUUCGAUUUGAUUCGAUUCGAUUCGAUUCAAAAUGGUGCUUAUAAUCUUUUAAAGAAAUUUUGGGUACCCACCUUUUUUCACAUGUUUAGUCUGACACAUUUUGUUAAUGACAUGUACAGUACAUUGUAUAAUAUGCUACCUGUAUGCACGGAUCCUACACGCAAGGAUUAACGAUCUCGGUCAAACUCCUGCUUAGACGCGUGAUAAGGGCCCGUCGGCCCAUUACAGGUGACAAUUAUCAUGAAUACUUGUCAACAAAGACCCAGACAGCUUUGACGCUUCACUGCGCGCGGGGACACGCGAUAUGAAGGCCUGUUAAUUAUAUCAGGCGCCCAACCAAAUUAAAUACGGCAAGUCCGUUCAGCGCAUUUUGUACUAGAGCUCGGAACAGUCGUUCAUCCUUGUGUGUAGGAUCUGUGCUGUAUAUUACUCUAAAGAGUGUAUCAACACAUGCAUACCUUUGUAUUCUUUAAAUCGUUAAAUCAGCUGUUAAUAAUUGCCCAGUAUAUAAUUUUCACAAUUUCAUUAUGUAGUACGCUUUUUUUGGAAGGGAAUUUUUUAGAAAGACAAGUAAUGUAUAUAAAAAGGAGCUGGAAAUGAGGCUGCCUUAAUUUUAACUUUGUAAUACUUUAGUAAUAAAAUCAUUGCGAUUUAGACAGAA
Messenger RNA from Patiria miniata (bat star), 5059 nucleotides. Its product is annotated as zinc finger protein 37 homolog. Lineage: Eukaryota; Metazoa; Echinodermata; Asteroidea; Valvatida; Asterinidae. Gene Ontology annotation, biological process: regulation of transcription by RNA polymerase II. Gene Ontology annotation, molecular function: RNA polymerase II cis-regulatory region sequence-specific DNA binding; DNA-binding transcription activator activity, RNA polymerase II-specific. The transcript is spliced from 4 exons. The record is from RefSeq and is a predicted model, not a curated record. Gene Ontology annotation, cellular component: nucleus. The coding region runs from base 235 to 2271 and encodes 678 amino acids.